Molecule: messenger RNA, 1992 nt
Organism: Mytilinidion resinicola
Lineage: Eukaryota; Fungi; Ascomycota; Dothideomycetes; Mytilinidiales; Mytilinidiaceae
Exons: 1
Coding region: 1-1683 (560 amino acids)
Source: RefSeq, a predicted model, not a curated record
AUGUCUUUCCAUUCAGACUCCGAGCCGGACCUCGACAGUUUCUUCGACUACGGCUCAUAUGCAGCAGAUUCCAACUCUCCUUCCGACGUCAAUGAUUCUCAGUUCGACUACAUAUUCGAGGAUGACACCUUGGACGAUCCAGUUCCGGCUGUUGACCAGACGCGCAAUCCUCGAGUGCUUUCUCCGACUCUCAAGAGUGCUAUCGAUUCCAACUCUCCUUCCGACGUCAAUAAUUCUCUCCACGACGACCGUUUCGCUAACCCCUUGGACGUCCCGGUUACAGCUGCUGAGCAGAUGCGCAAUCCUCAAUUGCUUUCUCCAACUCCCAAGCGCGUCACCAAAGUCGACUGGAUCAAGGAUGUCUUGCCCCCAGCUGCCCAGCCCACUGAAGUCGCGCCGACUACAGGUCCUAAGCUGGCCACCGAAGCCUCAGAAGUAGUUCCUCCGACUCUAUACCACGCCACAGAACUCGACUUCAUGACCCAGCUUCUCUCCGCAACCAAUCCGCCCACUGAAGGCGCUCCGACUACAUCCCCUGAGCUGGCCGUCCAAGCCUCAACCCCAGAGGUGCUUCCUUCGACUGCAGACCGCACUACCGGGCUCGACCUCUUGAACCACUCUUUCUCUUUAGCGGGCGCUGAAAUAUGGGGCCAAGAUGUCCACUAUCCGGAUCUAGAUCCGGACAUCGCUGCCCAAUGCGCCGAGAUUGAUGAGUUCCUUGCCUUGGAUCCUGUCCUGUACCCUCAAGGCGUGUUCAAUAUCUCCCCUACGCAAACCGGUCAACUCGCAACUCAAGAAUUCCUCUCUACGACUCCUUCUCAGGGCGACUACAGCUGGAAUCCUUUUUACGGCCACAACAUUUCUCAGUCUACUGAAGUCGAACUGAGUACCUCCUUUGGGCCAGCCGCUCGUACCUCAACUCCAGGGCUAUCAGUUCAGACUUCCCAGACUGCUUCUUCAAAUGCGAGUCCGACCACCGAGGCCUCCCCAGGUCCCUACAUCACUACUACUCAGACUGCGACUCCCUCCGUCCAAGCCACCCCGGGUCCUGUCAACCCUGCCCCCCUUCCAACCGUGUUUCCAGUCCAGAACCCGAACUUCGCUCCCUUCUCUGGACGAUUCGCCAACGGCGCUGCAGCCGCAGCUUACCGCGCCAUGUCUCGAGUCGGACCUUAUCAACCCGACACCAAGUUCCCUGGGGUCAAGGCCAAUGCACAAUUCUGGGUGCGGCAACUCCACGUAGCCAUGCUUAACACCGUCAACAUCGAAGACGGCCCCAACUCGCAAGGCUACCGCCGCUUCGUCAGGAACCCCGCUGGCAGAGCCAACGCGCCCUACGACGAUGAUGACCUCGAAGCGCAGUGCUGGGAGCUCUUCGAGACGGUCUGCGCCCUCUACGAAACCGGCCUGAACCUUCCCCGUCGCUACAACCGUAUCAGCUCUAAGCACACUCAGCCUGCAACCUGCUUGCAGCGUCUCUCCUUGAUCUGCAAGACGCUGUCGAAGUGGAAGUGCGCCUGUGUCAAUGUCAUGGAGGGCGGUUGGGUAUUGCAGAAGUUUGUGCUCAGUCCGCAGGACUUUGAGGAGGUCAAGGCGAGCAACAAGCGAUCUAACAGCGACCGCAAGGAGCAGAUCAAGCUGGGUCAGGAGGCGCAGAAGGCGAAGAGGCAGAAGACCGAGUAGGGAGGAUUUGAAUUUGAGUUAGUGGAUAGGUUGUGAUGAAGCUACGGAUAUGUUACGGACUCUUUCCUUUUUGUCUCUUUGCUCUUUUUCCUUGUCUUUCUUUCCUUGAUAUUCUCUGGUUGGCUGGUUGGAUCUGGGCGGUUGGAAUCAGCACAUUGAUUCUGCAUAUUGAUCCUGCAUUGGUAUACUCGAGCAACCUCGAGUUGAUCUUUUCUCUCUCUCUCUGCGAUGCAUGUAUAUAUAUUAUCUUCCAAGGCCAAUCUGUAGCCUGCUUGCCCUAGGCUUGCGAAUUGAAUGCAAUCUUGAAAC